Molecule: messenger RNA, 1452 nt
Organism: Hippoglossus stenolepis (Pacific halibut)
Lineage: Eukaryota; Metazoa; Chordata; Actinopteri; Pleuronectiformes; Pleuronectidae
Product: glycolipid transfer protein
Exons: 5
Coding region: 152-781 (209 amino acids)
Biological process (GO): ceramide transport; intermembrane lipid transfer
Cellular component (GO): cytoplasm; membrane; cytosol
Molecular function (GO): ceramide 1-phosphate binding; ceramide 1-phosphate transfer activity
Source: RefSeq, a predicted model, not a curated record
UUCUCCACCUGUUGGAGGAUGGUCUGGGGCUGGUGUUGCUCCCCCACCCAUCUGACAAGAGCUCAGUUCCGGGUUCUUUCCAGCCCGAGAGCUACCGCCUCACCACCACCACCACCGCCGCCGCUGCUGCCGCUGCCUCGCACCCGGGAUCAUGUCGCUUUUACUGGACAACCAGUUCAAGGAGCUGCCCCCUGACAAGUCCGUGGACACCAAGUUGUUCCUGGAGGCCGUUUCCCACCUCCCGCAUUUCUUCGACUGUUUGGGAUCAACAGUGUUUUCAGUCAUCAAAUCUGACAUUAAUGGAAAUAUAACGAAAAUUCGAGCCGUCUACCUCAAGGAUCCUGCGAAGUACGUCACCCUGCAGGACAUCCUGGAGGUAGAGCGUGAAGCCCAUGGAGCAGAAUGGCCCAAAGUUGGAGCAACGUUAGCUCUGAUGUGGCUGAAAAGGGGUCUCCGUUUCAUUCAGAUCCUGCUGCAGAGUUUGGUGGACGGAGAGAGAGAUGAGAACAACCCCAACCUGAUACGGAUCAAUAUCACCAAAGCCUACGAGCAGGCACUGAAGAGAUACCACGGCUGGAUCGUGCAAAAGAUUUUCAGUACGGCGUUAUACGCAGCUCCCUACAAAUCCAACUUCCUCAAGGCGCUGUCAAAGGGAGAGGAAGUGAAAGAGGAGGACUGUCUGUCAAACGUGCAUCACUUCCUGGUUAAUUACACCGCCACUGUAGACGCCAUCUACGAGAUGUUCACAAAUCUAAACGCAGAGCUGGACUACACCGUUUGACGUGACUGGGACCUGGAGGAGCGUCCUGAAUCACCGUCUCGUCUGUCAGCCCUCUCCCAGCUGUCAGACGAGGUGACUUUAUUUGUGUUGUUGUAAUUUUUUUGUUCAGUUUGGUAUUUAUUACAUUAAUUAUAGCUUAAAACAUAUUAAUACUGCAAAAUCCUUGGAUUCAAGCUGAAGGUUAUGUAUUUUUGUGCUUGUAUAUGAUUUCAAGUAAUAGCAAGAUUGUUAUCGCAGCGGUGCAGCUCUCACACUUUAUGAAGGAUCGUGUUGUUGUGUGGGCGGUUGCUUUGUGUGUGUUGAGUGUUGGCCUUCACCUGUUCCAUUGAGAGAAGACUAUUUCACUGUAAACACUGUUAUCUCUGCAAAAACCUUUCUGUUGGUUUGUGGUGUUCACUGUGUCCUGAGCCCUGGGGGGGGGGAGUCACCUCCGCUAUUAACCUGGGAGCAGUUGUACAGUUUGUUCUCAGCGCUCUCAUGGUGUCACUGAACAAGUGUUUUCAGAAGAAGCCCCGAAUUAAUUAAUUAAUUUGCCAGUAAUUCAGUUUUAAAGAGGGAAUUAGUUUAUUCUUUUGAACUUUUGCUUCUUUCAAGUUUGUGUUGGUGUUCAUGCUGUGUGUUGUUUUGUUUCCUAUUUAUGUAUAAAUUAAACUUAAUUCUUUUUACGUCAA